AACAUCCGUCUGGAGAGACUUACCAGUGAGAUGUGAGGGACAGACACCGGGUCCAGUCAGACCGCGAGUAACAGUUGUAUCAAUGUUCACGUGACUGUUGGCCGAAAGGAGUGGGAAGAAUAAAAUGUAAAGGCAUCCUGAAGGUCUGUCAUUUCAGAGCAAAGCACCAGGCGCACCACCAGCAGAGACUCUCGUGCACCUCGCUUGAAGACCUCAUAGAGGAGUGAACACAAGACCCUGGGAGGAUAAACCAGAAGAUCUGAAGGGCGUCCUGUAUGGAUGUGGUGUCAUGUUCUCACGUGUUCACUCCGUGUACAGUACGUUGACAAUGUUCAGCCGUUGUGACUUCACUUUUCGAAAGAUAUUUAUCCUGUUCACUAUGAGCUUGCUUCAUGAAGUUUGUGUCACAUCCCAUUUUAAUCAAGGUCCCUGCUUUAUUUCAGAGGAUUAUUUUUGGAAUAAAACAAUUCAGUCGCCGAAACAGUUUGUCUUGGGUUAUUUUCAAGAAACUUGUGUAGAGUGGGGUUCAUUGGAGAUUUUCCCUUGUAGCAAGGACACGUCUUCUUGCGAGAUUUACGACACCUGUUGUCCCGACGAUGACUCGGACAUCCUUCAUUCGAGUCCGAGCAGCCGGUGGCUGGGCUGUACAGCGGACAAGCACGUGGCCGUCGUCAAGUGUCCUGUGUCGUGGACAAAUGACUCAAUCAAAGAAAAAUGUGAAAUGGCACGUGGUGUUUACACUACAGACGAACCUGUUUCUGAUUUACGUACUCAGGUGACCUACCGGAACCAGUUCUGCGCGCGCUGUCACGAACUUGCUGAUUACGAGCCAUGGCUUGUGAACGUCACGUGCCGUCACUUCCAGUUCGUCUACAAGGCUCGGUCAGUGAAGGACCUUUUAGACCUCGCGUCGAAGAACGCCAACGUCUGUUCCAUCACGAUGGUGCCACCACAUGGUGUUCAGGUGUUACCAUGCCCGGCACACCAGUGGUUUACAGCAGUCGGCUCGUGCAACACCACAGGCACGUGGGCCUCAGAUGACUACGAUAAGGACGUGGAGGACAACUGUCUGACUGGCCCUCGAGGACUUCCCUUCAGAGUUAAAGAUCACAGAAACACUUACGAAAACCUCUUCUGCGCCAUCUGUAAUGGGAAUGUUCUUGAAACAUCAAAAGAUGCAGUGUAUAACGGUCCUGACUCUCUUACCGUUUCCCUUGGGAUGUCUAAUAAUGAACCCGAAAUCCUUGCAAUAGUGCGCGUGGCUUCUCUCAAGUCCCCCCUGUCACUGUUGCUGGGUCUGACCGACAGAAAUAUGUUUCUGGAUAUGGAAAAACCCCUCGCUUGCUCGCAAGGACAGUUCAUGGGACCAACAGGGAUCUGUCACAACGUGACGUGCAGCGAUGGGAAACUUCUUUUCUCUGGCGACACGUGUGUCACGGCCUUGACCCAAAUUAGAGGGUUAGUAUACAAGGUUGACGUCACCUUAGUUCCCGAUUCGAACUUAACGGUGUCGAUGUUAUCAAAACGGCCCCUGGCUGAGCUGGCGAGACAAAUUACGAAGCAAAUCCUUGAAAGAACGCACUUCUUCAGUUAUGUUGACACUCUAAAUAUUGAUAUUUAUUUUGAUUUGUUUCGUCUAAACAAUCACCAAGCCAAGAUAGAGUACAUCAGACUGAGAGGCAACCUCACCGGAUCCAGGGAAGUCGACAGAGACGACUUGGAGAAGAUUUUGGUUCACGAACUUCUGGUGGAUCCCUGGACUUUGCACAAAUACAAUUCAAAAAUUAUCGCCGUACUCAAGCAAAAAGAUGAGUUGUUUGAGAAUCGGUUAGAAAACAGCUCAGAAAACAACCUGAGUGAGCAACACAUUUUUUUGCCCAAGAACUGGCCACAAAUCUUUGCUACUUUAAAAAGACAAAAUUCUACAACAGUUAAAUUCCAUAAGCACUAUUCACCACAUUUCAGUGGCAUAGAAACACAUGACAUUCCUGAGCGCCUACAAAUUGAGCUGUCGCCAUUGUUGACAUGCGCUUACGUCACAUUGUCGCCCAGUGAAUAUGAGAUACGACAAGGUGACUCUGGGGGGACCCAGCUGUUUGUCGUGGGCGACUACUACGACAUGCGGCUGACGCAGCUGAUCUCCAUGACAACUGAAAACGAUACGCUACACGUGUGCGUUGAAGCGUUACAAUCAGCAGAACUCCACCUGAAAGUGAAGAGCGCCACCUUGUGGCUACAGUGGUUGUCCCGACUGGUCAUCUCUCUGUCCAUCGUCUGUCUCUUCCUCACUCUGGCAGUGUACGCCUUACUUCCGGAGCUGCGCACGCAGCCAGGACUGAACCUGAUGGGGCUGUGCGCGACUCUGUGGGUUGCGCAGAUGACGCUGUUGGUGGCGUCACAUCACGUGGUUUGGGGGACGUGGUGUCGCGUGCUUGGGAUGCUAGUGCACGGCGUCUGGCUGAGCGCCUUCUGCUGGAUGGUCGUCUCUUCUGUCCACAUGUUUCGUGCUUUCUCGGCCAGAACCUUCCACACUCGACACAGCAAGUCUCUGACACGGAGCACAGCGCGAAAUGCUGUUCUUUCCUUCGUCUUUCCCGCUAUCAUCGUGGGCCUCGUCAUCGUCAUCUCGUCUGCCCAGUCUCACGGCAAGUCCAUCGGCUACGGCGGACCGUUGUGUUACCUGAGCUCUCAGGUAUUGGUGGGGGUGGCCAUGGUGUUGCCGCUGUCAGUGGCUGUCGUGGUCAACCUGGUGCUCUUCGUCUUGACCGUCAGAAGGAUUAACGAGGCUUUCACACUUAAUCCCCUGUUGGAAACCAAGCGUGACUCGCUGCAGCACGUGCAGACAUGCGCGCGCUUAUCGCUCUUGACUGGCAUCACGUGGAUUGUGGCGCUUCUCGCUGAAGGCUUCGAUUUUGAUUGGCUGCGCGUGAUCUCAGUCGUGGCCAAUGGCGGCCAGGGUGUCCUUCUCUUCGGGUCCUACGUCACCACGAGAAAAGUGUUCACUCUGCUUCGCGCUCGCCUCGCUCACGCUGCUGAGGUCGCACCGCAAACUGAGCUUACAGAUGAUAAGGCUAUGGCUAAAGUGGCUUCCCUCAGUGAGAUAAGAGAAAAGAAUGUAUAAAGCAGAAUGCCUUCGAUAAGGGAUGAUUCCGCAAUCAGUAUGGUCAGGCGUCACUGCUUAUUUGUGGUUCUUCAAAAAUCACCCCUCCCAUGUUUUCAUCCCCCUCUUACUCCUUUUCGCUAUGCUCCCUUUAUUUUCUAUAUUAUCUGUCUCCCUCCCUACCCUAUUUCCUCUCUCCCUCCCCCACCCCCCAAUGGAUAUCAGAUUAAUUAGAGCGUCUGAAGUUGGAAGUGUACCGGUUCGAUGUGUGCAGGGCGCAGCGAACUUUCCCCAGUCGAUCCAGCUGUCGGUAAUGGUCACCUGACUCCAUAGAGGACAGGGAGGUAAUUGGUGUUUUCUGUCGAGCCAGUAACGAAGGCUACAUCACGGCAAGGUAGCCAGCCUGUAAACAGAUGCCGCACGAAGAGAAAGAACAGCGUGCCCGAGACGAGCUGAACCCAGGACAGCCAUCCUUCAGUGUCUUGGUGACAGGCGCUAGCAGUUCGACCACCGGACCGCCCUCUGACUCCACAGAGGGUUGGGGAAGGUAGAUAGAGUGAUUGAGUAGAGAUGGGCACCGCCCUUUAAAAAAGAAAAAAAACUGGUCCCGAGAAAGGUGAGUUCCACCAGCUGUCCCAGGUAACAUCCAGAGGAACUUGUUCAAAUUAUAAGCUAUAAAAUUUCUGCACAAGAGCUCAAGGAGUGCAGUGCUCCUCAACAACUUUCAAACAACACUUAGUAUCCGGCAAUGUUCUUCAUAACCACUACAGUUGUGGCUGCAACUCAAGCAAAACUUUAUGGUGGUGUAAAGGCGGGACGAUAAAUUAGAUUUCCUGGAAUUAAAAUUAAAUUCAGGAAACCUUACUCAAUUAGUUUUAGAUGUAUAUUAGGCGCUUAUUACAUUAGGUGUUAAAUGUGUUUAUGUGUAUAUUAGAUGCAUACUAUAUUAACUGUGUAAUAGACGGAUAUUAGAUGUGCGUGCCACAAGUAAAAAAACAAAAACAAAAACUGUUUACACGCGAACCCAAUGAAAAAGUAUUUGGAAAUGUUUAAAUAACAUUCCACACACGCGCUCAGGGCGGACUUCUCACGAUUGGUGAGGACCGUCCCACUACAUUUUCUGUUGUCCCCCGUCAACGGCUCGCUGUUACACGUGAUGAUGGAGAAAGAAGGUGGCUUGCAGAGUAACACUCAUGCUACUCGUACAGGUUCGUUAGGUGAAGGUAGCUUAUUCGUGGUGGCCAAGGAUAAUAGCGCAUGGUCUUAGUUGUAGGCUAACCCUAACCCUGCUUCGGACACUCUUCGUCCUGAAAUGCUGAACUAAGAUUCUGGGCUCAGAAUACAGCACACACAAGGAGGGAGCAAUGUCAAGGCGUCACACCUGAGCUACAAAGAUUAUUUUGAGGCUAGUAGCGUCUUCGGCUACCAUAAUGGUCAUGCUAUGUUGACUAACUUGAGUAGAAUACAAACUCUAUAUAUUUCUAACCAAAAUAAAACUGUCAGUUCCGGCUGUAUGCAAAAUCAAAUAUUUUAAAAUAUAAUCAAGUGUUAUAAAUAACACAUUACAGCAAGUUUGCAUUGUAUUUACACUAGCUCUAGGAUUAUGCAUGUCGAUCAAAUACGAACGCUCAGGUUGUAAUGUAUUUGUUUAAUUAUUCAUCCAUUUACUGAUUUUGUCCUGAUGGACUACCACGUUUGACUGCACCAUCUCCAAGUUCUUAAGAUACUAAAAAGUCCCAGUUCAGAAUUAUUACCUCUUUUUCAUUUGGAUUAUGGUCUGAUUUAAAAUAUUGUGUACAAUACAUUUAUUAAAAAUACUUUAUACUUCAGAUAAACUAUAUAGACAUUUUAAAAUCGUGUUCCUGUACUAGUUAAAUAUUUUAUCAUUGUAUAAUAAUGAUAAAGCUUAAAAGAUGCCCAAAACACUGACCUCAAAUGAAUGAAAACAUUAACAAUAAGAUAACCAAGCAUUAAUUCUCUGCACUUCUGUCUUGUUUUUUUCACAUAAUGUCAAUUAUAAACUCAUCAGUCUGUUCACAAAAAAACAGAAACACCUUGUCAUGAUCAUAAAACAUUCUUUUUCAUUCAGGAAGUAUUAAUAUGCAAGAAAAUAUCCGACAUGCUGAAUUUUUGCCAUUCAUUUCACUUAUGACUGAUAAAAUUCAGGUUACUUCUAUUUGUACUUAUAUUUUAAAAAAAA
Molecule: messenger RNA, 5300 nt
Organism: Pomacea canaliculata
Lineage: Eukaryota; Metazoa; Mollusca; Gastropoda; Architaenioglossa; Ampullariidae
Biological process (GO): G protein-coupled receptor signaling pathway; cell surface receptor signaling pathway
Cellular component (GO): membrane
Molecular function (GO): G protein-coupled receptor activity
Source: RefSeq, a predicted model, not a curated record